AUGCUGAGCCUCACCUACUUGGAGGUGUACAACAGCCACAAUGGCCACCAUGUCAGGAUACCCAAGCCUGUCCGCUUCCAUCUGGUCGGCGAGUUCAAGCUGUUCGUCGCCCUGAGCUUCGGCAUCGCCGACGACGCCAACUUGUUCUUGCUCACCCUGUUUGGCAUCCGCCUCAACUACGGCCUCGUCAACGAAGUCCUGGACGUCUACGUGUUUGAUCGCCUGAUAUUUGCCGUCACCGGCCUGACCCCGGCCCCGGAACUGGCGCUAGUGGGCGACGAGGCGCCCCCGCCACCGUCACCGCCUACGGACCCUCGUCACCAGCCGGGGUACGCCAAAACGGUGUAUAUUGACGGCCAGCUGAUUGCCAGCGCCGCCAAUGAUGUCGUGAAACAGGUGAACGUCAUGUUUACCGCGUUGAAUGUCAUAUUCCAAUUUGGCACUAAUUAUACCCAAGAGAUCGACCGCAAGUGGUUUGCGCCCAAACUCCAGGAAGUGAGAGGGCUCAACGAUAAGACGCUUGCCGUGCUGUGGAGCCAGCACUUUUCCCGGUUGAAGAAACUACCGCCGGUGGAAAUCGCCCCGGAAGAGAAACUAACCCUCCACCAAUACCUCGAUAGCACCCAGCUCGCCGACGCCGCUAACUACUCUAAUACCCAUUUGCUGGGGCUCAUUGACCAUUUCAACCGCAUGAACCGCGCCUACCAACUGUGUCUCGCCGACAACUCCGACAUCGACGCCGAGAUCGCCCAGCUUCGCCAGCUGCUGAGGCAGAAGUUUGCUCAUGUCGACGUCGACGAGCUUGUGGCCCAGCUUGCGGCGGCUAAAGACAGCGGCGAUGCUGCCAAGGCGUACGAGGCCGCCACCGCGAUAUAUACCCACUACCAGCAGGCGCGCCAGUUUAAACAACACCUCACCACGGCGCUGGCAGCGAUCUUCCGCAAAAUCGCCCAGGUGCAGAUGAAAAUGGUGGAAAUAAAACAGGCCGUCCAGCAAGUUGGGCUGCUUGACCAGGUGAAACGCGGAGAAAACUUGUUGAGCUUGACCAUCGACCUUCCCAUGCUUGUCGGGUUUAUGAUGAUUGAGCAACGGCGUCAGUUCGAGUGGCACGACUACUUCGCCGGGGCUAUUGUCCUGGCAGUGCUGGAGCAAUUGGCGCUGGUGGUGGAGCAAGAACGGCUUUUCCGUCGCACCUGGCGGCGCAAGUUUGCUCCCUUCCUCGAGCUUUUCGUCGACGCCAACCACCUCGAUCUGCUGGUGCCGCAAGUGGACAUUCUGGUCGGGGGAGGGCAACCAGCCAGGAUGGGGCUCCGCGUCCAGGUAGAGCGGAAACACAUCACCAACUACAUCGCCCAGCUUGAGUACGAGCCGAAGUUUGUCGAGGUUUUAGGCCGCGAGUACCGCGAUUUGGUGUCGCGUAACCACCACAUGGCGAAGAUGAACCGCAUCCUUCUGCUGUUUGCCACCGUGGCUCUCGAUGACGAUACCAGCAACUGGAACGACGACGCCCACCUCAUCAAGGGACUCAAGCUGCGCAUCAAAAAGCUCGAAAGUCUCCUCCACCAGUACCAAUACAAAAACCUCCUGCUGUGGCCGGUGAGCCAACGGGUGGCGGGGCUGACGAGUAACGGCCACAGCUCGCGCCCGACGCCGCUGGUGCAGCGGACGGUGCUGAGUCCGGUGACGACGAUGGCGGCCAGCGAUGAACGGGGCACCCUGGCGGCGGCAGCGCUGGCGCUCCUCGCCAACCCGAAAAGCGACCCGGUACAACUACUCAAGCGCCACUCGUUGCCGAUGCCGCUGCAGCAACUAGACUCGCUGGUGAUCGACAAGCAUCUCGAUAACAUCAGAUUGCGGCGGUCCAACGAGGAGGUGAUGACGCAAAACCACGAGCUUAGCGCCGAAAACGCCGAGCUCAAGCAGCAGUUGGCCGAACUUAAGCUUAAGCACGCGGAAGAAAUGGAACAGAUGCUGGGGGUGUUUGCCCGCGAGAAGCAGGCGUUGGUCGACAAGCACGAGCACACGGUGACCAAGCUUCAGCGCGAAUUGGGCGACGCCAAGGCGGCGCUUGAGGAGGCUCGGCUCGACGCCAAGCUCGACGCUAAGGAACGAGCGCUGCUCGAGGCUAAAGUGGAGUCGCGGGAUACCCGCAUUCGAGAGCUUGAAGUGGCUGCAGCCACAGCCGCUGCUACCACCGCCGCCACCACUACUACGGAGCAAGAGUCGCUUGAAGCGUACCGGGCGAUGAACGCCGACCUUAUCGCCAAUAUGACGGCCAAAGAACAAGAGUUUGGCCGUGAACGCCUGCAAUUAGAGCUGGAGAUUCGCCAGCUCCAAGGCCGACUUGAUGAAAUGCUGGAAGACCUUCUGGUGGUGAUGGGAUCGCAACAACCGACGGAGAUCGUCGUCGACCUCAACAACUUGAUCAUUCUGCUUGCGUCGCGGCUUAAACGGGCGGUGGAGCUUAUCCACAGCCAGUUCAUUGAGUUUUGCUUAGUGAUCGAGCUGAUGGGGUUGCUUUUAGUGGAGGACGAAGAGCACCGGUGCCGCAUCACACGGGUCAAGGGAUUACGAGCGAAGAAAGAAGAUGAGCUCGACUCGCCCGCCACUGAGGUCGCGGCCCUGGUGGCGACGUUGAUGGAGCUGAUGGCCCGCGUCGACAAGUUCACGCUGAUGGCGCCGCUGGACCAGAGCUGGGAGGCGAUGAAGGAGCACUCGCUCGAGUUGAUCGCCGAGUUCAACGCGUUGUUUGGUCCCGAACUGGCGGUCGACCGCGUGGUGCUGUUUUUGGAGUUUUCCGAUAACGUCCACCUCCAGGACGAUCUGCUCGACCGGCGGUUUUUCCUCAAUGCCGUCACUCGCCGGUUCCGCGACGUCGAAGGGUUUGCUAAGCGGCAGAAUAAGGAGAAUAAGCAGAAGCAGCAGGAGGUGAACCGGUUGGUGGCCAAGCUCAGCCACAAGAUCACCAUCAGCGGGUUUUCCGUGGGGGACUUGGUGCUAUUCCUCCCUACACGCAUCGACAGCCAGCCCCAGGAGGCGGCGCCGUGGGCGGCGUUCAACGUGGGCGCCCCCCACUACUUCCUCGACGGCGGCGGCGACGGCGAGUGGAUGGUGGGCCGCGUCGAGCUGAUUGUCGAGCACAAAGUGACGCUGGAAAACGCCAGCAGCAGUGACGCCAACCCGUUUGCGUUGAGUGUGGGCGUGGUGUGGUACAUGAUCACUGCGACGAAGCAAUGCGGGUAA
This is a messenger RNA of Diutina rugosa, 3243 nucleotides long. Its product is annotated as autophagy protein. The record is from RefSeq and is a predicted model, not a curated record. The transcript has a single exon. Bases 1 to 3243 code for a protein of 1080 amino acids. Gene Ontology annotation, biological process: autophagosome assembly; positive regulation of protein phosphorylation; reticulophagy. Lineage: Eukaryota; Fungi; Ascomycota; Pichiomycetes; Serinales; Debaryomycetaceae. Gene Ontology annotation, molecular function: molecular adaptor activity; protein kinase binding. Gene Ontology annotation, cellular component: Atg1/ULK1 kinase complex; phagophore assembly site membrane; extrinsic component of membrane.